GCUCGCCAAUUUCCAAAUAUAGUAACACUUAAUUGGGUCUGACGUCACUAGCAGCCAUUACACACAACAAUCCGAUCAACUGGGAAGUGAACAAUAUUUUAAUUAAAUUUAGAUAAUCAAGGCUGAAAAUGAGGGAGUACAAACUUGUGGUGCUUGGUAGUGGUGGUGUCGGGAAGUCUGCAUUGACAGUACAGUUCGUGCAAGGAAUAUUUGUAGAAAAAUAUGACCCAACUAUAGAGGACAGUUAUCGAAAGCAAGUAGAGGUGGAUGGGCAACAGUGCAUGUUGGAAAUUCUCGACACAGCCGGAACGGAACAAUUCACAGCAAUGAGAGAUCUGUACAUGAAGAACGGCCAGGGUUUUUUGCUAGUUUACUCAAUCACUGCACAGUCAACGUUUAACGAUCUUCAAGAUUUACGAGAGCAGAUUCUUCGAGUUAAAGACACAGAUGAGGUGCCCAUGAUUCUGGUUGGCAACAAGUGUGACCUUGAGGAUGAGAGGGUCGUUGGUAAGGACCAGGGGGCAAAUCUGGCUCGCAGCUUCAACAGCGAGAUGUGUGGUUUCCUGGAAACAUCUGCCAAGGCCAAAAUAAACGUCAAUGAGAUCUUUUUUGACUUGGUGCGAAUGAUCAACAAGAAGAAUCCAGAGACGACCAAGCGCAGCAAAAAUAAGAAGGGAUGUGUUCUAGUAUGAAAACUGCCUCCAGUUAUCGCCAUGUAUUGUUUCGUUUUGUAGUGUACACAUACACAGACACUGUAGAUGAUUUUCCCACCAGAUGGAAAGGUGUUCAACGCUCUCUCAAGUGUGAAAACUUAUUAUGAAAAUCCCAAUUAGCUGAAAUAUUCAUUGAUAAUCUCAAUUUAGAAAAUGUUUUAUUGACCCUCACUGUUUGCUUUAGAAGUGAAAAAAUGUUGAUUUUUAUAUGGCUGGCUAAGACUUUAUAGAUUAUAUGCAAAAUACUUGUAAUUAUCUGGGUUAUGGUAUUCACUAAUGUUUUGAGUCUGAGUUGGGGACUCAUGCUCAAAAAACUGAAUUCUUAAUUUUUUCAAAAUAUCUAUAAUAUAUUAUUAGACAAAGAAUUCUGUUUGAUUGAAGAACUGAUUAUUUGUACACAUAUAACAUUUUUACCAUUUUCGUCUCACACUCUCACUCAAGACAUUAGUGAGUACAGGCCCAUCAUGAUAGUGCAAAAACACUUUUGACCAAGGCUUUUAUGUAUCAUCUCUUCAGAAUUUAUUAAAAAUGCUCAUGCUUGUUUUUUACAUCUUUGGUUAAGGAUAUAUUCUCUUUAGAGCAUGUUUCAUAUAGAGGUGAUGAUUCAUUAAAUUUCCAUUGAAAAUAAAUGAUUAAAAUAUUACUUUGUUGGAAACACAGUUUGACGAACUUAUAUUUUUAGCUGUGAACAAUUUUGUAAACAAAAAGUACCUUCGUAAAGUCCCUGUUUGUUGUUUAACAAUAAUGUUUGUAUCUUUUUUUUUUAUUGCUAAAGCAUUUUUCAAUAUGAAAAAGAAGCUUUUUAUAUGAGUAAAGUUUCCAUUUUUUUACACAUUUUGUAAAUUAUUACUUCUUCUUGAGUUGACAAUCAAUAAAAAAAACAAAAUAACAAUGGGAGAUGCUUCUAUCACAGUGUUGAUGGAAAUCCCGGUACAAUAUUCUGUUUACCGGUACACUAAAGUAGUACUGCCGGAAAAUUGACAAUGAAUAUCCAUAAGUAAGGUAGAAAACUCUUCUUCCAAUGAAAUCGCAGGUUACAAAUCAGUAAUGCUCAACUCCUCAAGAUUAACCAUGAUGUUAUGCAUGGCAUAUGUCACUAAUAAACAAAGAAUCCACAGCAUAAUUUCAUUGGCUUAAAUUCAGAAGAGGUCCCAUAGGCCAAUGAAUCUACCUGAUCAAUUCUUCAUGAUAUCGUGUUUCCCAUAAAGCUGAGCAUAAUAGUGCACCGGGAGUUUCCAACAAUGCUUUACCAGUAUUAGAAUUGUAAUCAGUAGUGAUUGAUAUAUGGUUUGGUUAACCAGAAGGUAUCCAAACCUUUAUUUAAUAUCCUUUGGUACCUGCUGGUACUAUUUCCACGGAUUUUCAUUUUAAACAGAACAUUUCGACCUCUGGUAUGAAACAACAUACUCGAUAUACACUAUACUAUUUUUAUGCAUUGAUGCUAUGUUAUUACUACUAUAAAUUGCUUAAAUUUUGUGAAGUUUUUUUUGCUUAUGUAUAUUGGAUCAUACCACUUCAAAAAUUUAAAACUUUGCUUAGAAAUAUUUACAAAAAUAGAUUGUGUAUAUGUGAGCUAUUUACAUCAUCAUGGCUUUGCGAAAACAUGUAUUAAACCUCCCGAAAAAAAAGGUUAUUAAAAAAAAAAUAUAUAUAUAAAAAGGGCCUCACAGAUUUCAAGUUAUUUACAGUAGUGCCAAAUCCCUUGUAUAUGAUGUUACAUUUAUCUCUAUAAUUAGCACUAUAUGUAAUAGCAUGAUCUGUUUUUAUGCAACUACCGAUAUAAUUGUGUCAGAUGCAUCAGUGCCCGUUGUUUCAGCAACCUUUUUUUACAUCAACAUUUUGAUAGAUCAUUUUGUCUCGUAGUUAAAUCAUUUUAGUGGUUUUCUUUGAUCAUUUUAUAAAUGUAUGCUUGAAUGAUUGUGAAAAUACACAAUACUGAACCAAGUUUUACAACUUUUUAACAAGUGUCUUCUUGUGUAAUCAUUAUUCUGUACUUGCAAUGAAAAUGAAGGAACUUGUAUUUUAUCUUCUUAUUUAUAUCUGAACUUGGCGUAGCUUUGAGGGAGCAAGUGUCAACAGUUAAUGAUAGGUACUUUUCGCAAUAGAACUUUAUGAUAAAAUUGAGGAAUAUUUACCAUUACCAGAUGAUAAAUAAAUUAUAUAUUUGUUGUGAAUUUGUUAUCUUUUGGAGGCAAUGAAAAAUACACUUUUCAUGUGAUUGGAGCAGUUGUGAUACUAAAUUUUGUAUAAGCAUUAAACACAACAUCAUAUUUGAUAUUCAUGUUGUUUCAGAGUUUUAUGUAACAUUGUUGUUAUAUCUGUCCAAAGAAAGGAUUAAUCAUAAUUAUUGUUUCGAUAGAAUCGUUUAUAUUUUACCUGUAAUUUUUUAUUGCACACAUGUCUUCACUGUUCAGGUUGCAUAAAUGAUUCUGAUAAUUUAAGAAGCUCUGAGCAAAAAUGAACACCAAAAUUGCAUUCAGUUGUUUGAUUAAAAAGUUAAAUACUUGCAUGAAAUAAGAGACAUUCAAGAGAACACUAAAACAUGAGAACAUGUAUCCGUUUUUUACUUCAAUAAAUUGCAAAGUAUUAUGUAAGGCAGCAACGAAGUCUGCAACUUGCUUCUCCAACUUCUUUUAUAAGAAAGCUAAAAUGAAGUGACAGUAACAACAUUUGUAUUACUAUUAUUAUAAUAUAUAUAAUUAAAAUCAAUUCUUAUCAACUAAGUGUUGAAGAUAUAAAAUCAUUCAUUUUCUAACUGCUGUUCGAAAUAUAAGAUAUUCUUGGUGUCAGCGGCAACGAGUAAUUACAUUACGACGAGCAAGAUUGAAUAUAGCUCAAUAAAUAUUCAAGCUCAGAAAACGUUGAAGAUAUUCAUUUGGACAUUGGUACACAUGUCGCCAGGGACAAUAAGCACAUUAAGAAUUUGUCGAGUUAAAGACAAAAAACGAAAAACACAAGUGAUGACUUUGGCUCCACGGCCCUCUUGUUUUAUUUUAAGACUGCAUUAACAUUUUAUUCUUGUAUUAAUUCACUGGUUUCAAGAUUACUUGUGAUUGGACUUGCCAUUUGAUUAAAGUGCUUCUAUAUAUUCUGUAUCAGUUAUUAACUUUUCUUGCAAUUUAUUGUAUAUUUGUAGUAAGAAUUCACUUUUUCUAUUAUUGUACGUAUUUCAUGAUUCCAUACCAUCAUAAUAAGGCUUAACAACAUUAAAUAACUUGGUCUGCUAUUUAUAAAACAUGUUAAGGCAUUUCCUAACUUAAGUCACUUUCCUGAUUUAAGUUUCUCUGUGGAUCUAUGAUAUAAAAACUUUUCUAAUUUCGUAAAUGUACUAUUGACAUAUUGAAUGCACAUGUGUUAUGUUAUAAACAGUUAUGCAUUACUUUAAAUUCAACUUUGAAAUUUUAAGAAUCAACUUAAGUUAAGAAAUGAAUUAAGCUGUUUUGUGAAUAGUGCCCUGUGUCAAAUUGAAACACUUAUCUUAUACAGUAAACCUUAUGAAUUGGCAAUAUUUCUUCACUAUUUACAUACUUAUAAACGUUGCUAUUCGUACAUGCAAUAACUGCUAUUUGUACAUAAAAUAGCUGCUGUUCCACAAGUGAAGACAUUUUGAUGCCUAUCACGGUUGAUAUGCUGAUAAACUCAGAUUAAGUCCGCCCUUGGUAAUUAAGCAGAUAUGAAAAGAAAGUAAUGAAUCCAUGUUCAAUUGUAUUUUUAUUUGGUAUAUAACAGCAUUACACUUUUUUCAUUAUGCUUAUUAAGGUUAGACCUCUAUGUGUCGAUUAAUUUUUUCAGCAUCUUUUCACAUAGUAAAUAAAAAAUCUAAUAGGUAACCUUUUUAUUUUAGCAGACAUGAAUUUCCUUACUCUUUACAAAUAAUAGCUGAAUUUGAAGUGUGUUUGUGCUCAAUAUUGCCAAUGAAAAAGGGUUAUUUAUCAAAUACAUGGAGUUAUCAAUUAAAUGUUCCUACCGUUACAUCAUUUUACUUUGUAUAUCAUGUAAUGUCCGUAUCCUAAUAUGCAUGAUAUAAUGUGUCAGUGUAUAGUAUAUCUUUACUUAAUCUUUUUUGAUAUUGCAUUAGUAAUUUAUUGUUCAUGUAGUGCAGGGUUUGAGUCAAAUUGCAUUAUACUUAUCUAAUUGAACAAAUAAAGUUAAAAAUAGUUA
Molecule: messenger RNA, 4874 nt
Organism: Mya arenaria
Lineage: Eukaryota; Metazoa; Mollusca; Bivalvia; Myida; Myidae
Product: ras-related protein Rap-1b
Exons: 8
Coding region: 129-692 (187 amino acids)
Biological process (GO): cellular response to cAMP; negative regulation of synaptic vesicle exocytosis; Rap protein signal transduction
Cellular component (GO): plasma membrane
Molecular function (GO): GTPase activity; GTP binding; GDP binding
Source: RefSeq, a predicted model, not a curated record